AUGCGUAAAAUGAUGAAGCCAUACCCCCUACGCCUGCUCCCUGCGAUUUAUUGGUCCAGGGUGGAGAGGGUAUUUUUCGCAUUCGGUGGGAUACACAUGGAGAGAUUUGGAAAGCCGGCAACUACAUCGCAGUAUUGCUUUGACAUAGUUUCGAACCUUCUGCUUGAUAUGGAUUUUGGAUUCCAGAACGGUCAUCGUAAAGAUGGAGAGAGAUACUACUUAUAUUUCGGGCCUGAUUCUUUCGAAUAUUAUUACCCGUCCUCCCAGGACCCAUCGACUCCGAUCUCUCGGGUUAUAGGGGUGAACUGGCCAAGAGGUUCGUGGAUUUCCAACCUAUACGAAGCAUGGCACAUGUACAUGUAUGAUCACAAUACCGAGACGGACCAUGGCUGGUGUGCUGAGGGGGUUUCUGCAGGGGUAGCGCCCCAGUUGAAUCUCAUAGUAUGGUGCCCAUUUGGUAUGCAGUUGGAGCCCAGAUGGCUUCAUGUAGAAGUAAACCUAGGUGAUAGCUUAGACAAGCAAACGACUGGAAGCGGAAUUUGGCUACGUCAACUGGCCCAAUUAUACGGGAAAGAAAAAAUAAUGUUCGAAGGCCGCGAAGAGUUCAAAAUCGGAAUACAAGAGGCUGUCGAUUACGACGGACGUCCCUUGGGUGUGCCUGCAGUCGGCGUUCAGCACGCACUAAACCUGGCAAAGAAUUACCCUGAAAGGGCCUGCCGGAAUGCGGACAACAUUAGGUUCUUGAUCGAAGCCCUUGCCUAUAAAGAGCACAAUAAAAUGGACUUCUCGACGGGGGUGGCUAGAGAUAUGAAAGAUAUGCCAUUAGCUCAUGAGUUUAUAGCAUAA
Molecule: messenger RNA, 846 nt
Organism: Hypoxylon fragiforme
Lineage: Eukaryota; Fungi; Ascomycota; Sordariomycetes; Xylariales; Hypoxylaceae
Exons: 7
Coding region: 1-846 (281 amino acids)
Source: RefSeq, a predicted model, not a curated record